Messenger RNA from Truncatella angustata, 1148 nucleotides. RefSeq lists its product as uncharacterized. The coding region runs from base 109 to 1071 and encodes 320 amino acids. The transcript has 2 exons. The record is from RefSeq and is a predicted model, not a curated record. NCBI's taxonomy places the organism in Eukaryota, Fungi, Ascomycota, Sordariomycetes, Amphisphaeriales, Sporocadaceae.
CUCUCUCUGCCCAUAAAUACGCCUCAAUUGAAUUUGUCCCGCGUAUCCGGAGAGAUCCAUCACUUCCCCUAGUGGCCCCCGCCAUUUAGGUGUUUACUAUUAUUCACCAUGGCCUCUUUAUCGUCCAUCCCACGGUUCCUGCUUCCACAGUCUGGCGCGAUAUGGCGGACGACAGCUCGCGCAGCUCCUUUUGCGAGGCCGCUCAAUGCUGAACUCAGUCGGGUCCUGGUACGUUAUGCAUCCAAGACCGCUGCCACUUCAAAGACCGUCGCAACCAACAAGUUCGGAGCUCCAAAAGCUGCCUCAACCAAGGCAUCUCCGGUGAAGCCUGCGUUGGCCAAGACGGUACCGGCCAAACCGGCCACCGCCAAAGCGCCUGCUACCAAGCCUGCACUGAAGCCAUCCUCUAUCCCUGAUCCUUCGAAACCCAUCGUUCUUGAAAAGCCAGAGAGAUUCAACCCACCGUCUCACGGCGCCCGGCUUCCGAGGGGCACACCGAGACAUUACGGAGGUGCACCAACGUUCGAAGAAGUACAGGCACAAAAGACUAAAGAAUACCCUGGCCUUCCUCCGCCCCCGAACACAUGGUCCCAUUGGUUUAUCAACAACCGCCAUAUCCACAUGUUCAUCACUCUGGGAACUCUGUUAUCUUUAGCGGCCUAUACCUCCGCCGCGAAUUUUAACGCCAACUCUCCGUUUGCAGACCAAAUCCCGCCCUUUUCUGAAUUCUACUCGCAUCCGAUCGACUACAUUGGGACCUGCUUUCAUGUAUUCAAGCUUCAUGAAGAGCAUAUCUCUGCCGUGACAGCUGAGAAGCGCCGCCGCAAGGUUGAGGAUGUCGCUAAGCGCAGCGAGUACCGCAAGGCUCAUGGUCUGGACUCUGCGCAAGGUAUCGAAAGCUGGAUGGGAUCUUCAAAGCCAUCUGCGACAGCCCCAGCCGUAGCUGUAGGCGAUGCGGCGAUUCCAGUGACUGCACCGGUUGAUGGUCAGGCACCAGCGCAGCAGGGGUUUGACUCAGACGUAAACGUCGCCGAGGAGGGCAAACGCAAGAAGUUCUUGGGCAUCUUCUAGAACCGGGAAUCUGGGGCUAGUCAGGCCCUUGUCGCACUGCCUCGCUAUGGUUCCAGCAUACACGACUGAGGCGCAUG